GACAGCUGAUACUAGUAUUUUUCGGUUCUGACAACAAAUUCAGCUUGUUGCUUUUAAGUUAUUAACUAAUCUCGCAAAAUGGUCGUCGGUCCCAUAGUGCAUCGGUAGCCACGAGAAACUGGUGUUGCUGAUGCCGCCGGCUCGCUGACAGCAAUUGCGCAAUUGUUCGCUCAUUUCGGCUGCCUCGUUUUUGGCGUGCCUUGGCUUUGUUAACCGACUCAGUCUCAAGAAAAGUUGCUGUUUUCAAGAGCAAUUUCGCUUGGCUCGGAGAUGGGGCCCGAUCGGAGGAGACGGCGGUUGGACCGGGCUCGCGAUGGGGCGGAACCGUCCGGGAUUGGCGUCCAGCUAUUGACUGGCUGGCUGCUUUUUUACUUGCAAGCUAGCGUUUUUCAUCCGCCGUCAGUUGUAUUUCUGUUCGCGCUGCGAUCUGUCGCACUGUGAAGUCGACACCGCCUUUGAGAAAACCCAACUUCAAACUCCAUCAUUCCGAGCACAUCCUGUGUAGCGGAAAGGCUGAGCGCUUGCAACUGUUUGCAGCCACUUCGAGCUUCCACGAAAAGAAAACUAACGAAAGUUACCAGACGAUGGCAAUGUCACGCUGCGUGGGAUGGCAUGUUGUUAUUGUUCUUACGGCUUGCUUGGCGGGCUGCGUAUCUCUGUCGGAGUUUAGCGAAGGCCGUUUUCCCAGCGUAACUGGAAAGCCAUCCCUGAUUCGGACGGAGCUCCGCUUUGGCCGCAACCUGGAUCCCUCUAAUGUGCGAGUGGUGAAUGUCAGGUCCAGCAAGGGCGACGAUGUCGAGAUUCUGGUGGGCAAGAACAGCCGCAAGGCGCGCGCUGAGGAUGCUGCUGGCUCCUUCUUUGUGCGCAGCGCGAAUGUCAAGCGGCCACUAAUUCCACCAUCAAGCAAGUCCAGUGGACGCCAGCUGAGCUUCGAACACAGCCCAGCUUUGCUAAAGCAAAAUGAGCUGGCCCAGAAGAUGGGUUCCUAUCGGCAGCGCAAGGAGGAGGCGGAGCAGCGCCAAGCCAAACUUAUUCAGCUGCAGCUGGCCAAGGCGCAGAGUAAAGCGGCGGAAUACCAGGCCGUGCAGGAAGAACCCCGCAGGGCGCGUCAGUUAGUCACAGACGUGUCUUGGCAACCUGCUCCUGCCCCCGCCCAGUUUCCGACCUAUUCCGUCUCACGCAAAAACCUAUCUCUGCCGGCAGGACGCCAGUGGCAACCGUUCGGUGUUGACCCUGUGGAUAUACUUCCACGGGAGGACCGAGUGGCGCAGGGGGCUACGGUCAGCUUUCCCAGGGACAUGGAGUUCGCUGCAUCCGAGCUCCAUGAGUACCGAGACAAUAGAGCCUACGCUAGCAGCGGGACCAGUCAUGGAUACCGCCCUCAAAACCUUAUUACCAAGCACAACUACAGCACAUUGCCGCAGAAAUCCAAGUACGUAACCUACACGCCGCACUCCGUGGUGGUGACGGCCAGCGCAGGAGUCGCCACCGCCACCCACACCCGACGUCCAGGGCAGAUUGGAGGCUAUGGGAUGAGUGUGAGCCCACACUACAAUCCCAUCGGCCAGAGCACGCACAGCGUCGUGGACGGCCCUGCCGUGACGCUGAUCGAGGGCAUCAGAGUGCCGGACAGCGCCGAAGACAAGGUGAAGACCUGGCGCAAUGCUCGCGUCCUGAACAACCAGUUGGUGCCAUAUCCAGAGGGUUACACGCCGCCAAGGGCUCAGAUGCCCAGCUUCGACCGAUAAUUGCGUUGGUUGUGAACCAAAACUUCGGAUGCUGCCGCACGGCUAAUUAUGUUUAUUGUUUUGUUUAUUGUUAAGCUAUUUAUAAAAGUUAAAUUAAAGUUGUCAAGGAA
Molecule: messenger RNA, 1858 nt
Organism: Drosophila biarmipes
Lineage: Eukaryota; Metazoa; Arthropoda; Insecta; Diptera; Drosophilidae
Exons: 3
Coding region: 585-1748 (387 amino acids)
Source: RefSeq, a predicted model, not a curated record